Scheffersomyces stipitis CBS 6054 is the source of this 1281-nucleotide messenger RNA. RefSeq lists its product as uncharacterized. The coding region runs from base 1 to 1281 and encodes 426 amino acids. NCBI's taxonomy places the organism in Eukaryota, Fungi, Ascomycota, Pichiomycetes, Serinales, Debaryomycetaceae. The transcript has a single exon. Gene Ontology annotation, molecular function: hydrolase activity, acting on carbon-nitrogen (but not peptide) bonds, in linear amides. The record is from RefSeq and is a predicted model, not a curated record.
AUGAGUAAUCCAAUUCGUUAUGUUACCAAGGUCGACUUGAACAAGCCAGGUGACGAACAACCUCAAGUACACAACAGAUGGCACCCAGAUGUUCCCUUUACUGAAACCAUCAAGCAGGGUGAAACUGUCAAAAUUGAGUGUUUGGACUGGACAGGAAACCAGAUAGUCAAUUCGGACGACGCAGACGAUAUCAAGAACGUGGACUUAUCUAGAAUCCACUAUUUAUCUGGGCCAUUCAACAUUGAAGGAGCCAAACCUGGAGAUGUCCUUGUCGUAGAAAUCAAAGAUGUGCAACCUUUAGAUAGACAGCCAUGGGGUUACUGUGGAAUAUUCCAUAAAACUAACGGUGGAGGGUUCCUUGACAAAUUCUAUCCUGAAGCAGCCAAGGCUAUAUUCGAUUUGGAAGGUAUCCAUGCUACAUCUAGACAUAUCCCCAAUGUCAAAUUCACUGGUCUUAUUCAUCCUGGCAUUAUGGGGACAGCACCUUCUGCUGAAGUAUUGGCUGAAUGGACUGCACGUGAAGGAAAACUAGUUGCUGCAGAGCAGCAUGCGCACGAUACCGCGGUUGCAAAUCUUCCCCUUUCAGUAAAUGCCCAUGGAGGCCUGGCAACUGGCGAUUUGGCUGAAAAGAUAGCCACUGAAGGAGCACGCACCAUUCCUGGAAGACCCGAACAUGGAGGUAACUGCGAUAUCAAGAAUCUCUCCAGAGGCUCCAAGUGCUAUUUCCCAAUCUACGUUGAUGGCGCCAAGCUUUCUGUAGGAGACUUGCACUUCUCACAAGGUGAUGGUGAAAUAUCCUUCUGUGGAGCAAUUGAGAUGCCUGGAGUACUCACCAUCAACUGUAAAGUCAUCCCUGGAGGAAUGGAAAAGUUGUCUUUGAAGUCUCCCAUGUUCAUUCCAGGAGAUGUCCCCAACCAGUACGGCCCUUCCAGAUACUUGACUUUUGAAGGUUUCUCAGUUGACGAGGAAGGUGAACAGAAGUUCUUAUGUGCUACUACAGCCUAUAGACAAGCCUGUAUCAGAGCAAUUGAAUACUUGAGAAGAUUUGGUUACAACGAUUACCAGAUUUACUUAUUCUUGUCAACUGCUCCAGUAGAAGGACAUAUUGCAGGUAUUGUUGAUGUUCCAAAUGCAUGUACUACUCUUGGAAUUCCAAUUGAUAUCUUUGAAUUCGAUAUCAGACCUGAAGCUGAGCCAGUCAAAAUCGAUCAGGGAAAUUGCGCUUUCGUAAAGGGGACAGAUCAUCCUGUGACGUAUGACUUCAAGGAUUUCAUAAAGUGA